CAGAUAUCUAACCGACAUCACUGCACGAGGGCAUUUUGCCGGGACUGAAAAUGUGCUUUUAAAUGUAUGCAUGAUGAGGACAAAGCUGCAGUCGGCGGAGACAGGAACUUCUGGCCAAUGAAAGUGUAGUAUCGCAUGACAGACGCCUUACUGCGCAGGCGCAGUGCAACCACGUCACUGUAGCGCGGGAGUUCAUUCAUAACACGAGAAGAGGAAAUACAUGUUGACAAUACUUGUAAAUGUUUCCCCAGUGGUCUGUCCCACAGCGUUAAUAUGGAGGGUGAGUUCUCGCAGUCUCUUACCCCGCCCGUGUCCCCCUCUGCUCUGGAUCACUACUGUGAUUCUGCCCCCAGUCUGCCCUCAUGCUUCACCUGUGCAUACGAGCUGGGCAGAGAAGAGGCUGGAAGAUUCUCCUCACAUGGCUACAUAAGCAGAGGGGUCCUCAAGAGGCUUCUGUUAAAGCUCGAUCCGGCUCCAGCAGAUUUCGAGGGGGACACGGUUGAUAUUUUCGACUUUCCCUGGGUGACGGAAACGGCGCUGGUUGAAUCCACCAAACUUCUGUUUGGCUUGUUGAGACAAAAGGUGUUAAAGCUGGAGACGCUGGUGCAGUCCAGCUCGCGUGAUUUUGGUCAAGCGAGCAGUCUUCACUAUGAGGCAGAAGAACUGAGACAGCAGUGUGUGCUGUUCCUCAGCUACGUGAAGGUCUUUCUUUACAGGUUUUUGGAGCCUUCGCAGUCCUUAGAGGAAGGUCCUGUUCACCCCUAUAAAGACCUGGAGUCUCAGCUGCCCUCUGUCCUGGUGGAGGAGCUCUUCAGUAUCACGCUGCUUAUCGGACGACUCAAAAAUCUGCCGGCCAAUGUCCAGAGCGCUUUUACGAUUCAGCAUCAGGGAAAGCUCUUUCCUCCAUCCUGGCAAUUGUUACAUCUGCAUCUGGACAUCCACUGGUCUGUUCUGGAGAUCCUGCACUUGUUGGAACAAAGGAUGACUGGUCAGAUAGUUUAUGCCCAACAGUUUGUGAAUUUGACUGGAGAGACGCUCACAAACAUCAGUCUGCUUGAGGAUCAAGUCAACAACCUGCUCUGUGAUCUCAUUGGGUUGGCCAUGAACAAAUACAAUAAGGUGAGACCAACAGAGAUUUUGAAAACCCAUCACUAUCACUGCCUCUGCACUAAGGAACUAUGGAUUCUUCUCAUUCAUUUCCUGGAACACAGGAGUAAAACCCUGCACACACAACCUUUUUGGAGUUAUGUAAAUACUCUGCUCCAGACUGUUCUGAAGGGGGUGCCUUCAGGAGAUCGUGACCCGGGGCUCCCCGGACACUGUAAAGAACCUGAAGGGUUCACUUGGUGGUUGCUCACACACCUGGCCCAGCUCGGGAUGCACAACCGGAACGGCGUCAUUCAACAGAAGAAUCAACUAGAGGAUAAUUGGGCUUUUGCGAUCGAGCUGCUGAAAUCGAGCUGUGAUCCAAAGAGAGCUACGCAAGAAGAGCAGGUUCGGAUGGUCGUCCAUUGCUGCCUCAGUCUCAGUCUGAUAUGGGCCCCGAACGUCAGUGCUGUGACAACCCUCUGGGAAUAUUAUAACAAAAAUCUAAAUGGAUCUUUCACCGUGCCCUGGUUAGGUGUGUCGGGGCUGGGCAGCAUCAGCAGGACUCCCCUUUGUCUGUUGCAGCAGGCCAAAAGCUGCUGUAGCCCUGCGUCUGUCAGCUCAAGCAUUCACACACAACUCUACCGCUCCGCCAACUCCUUUCAUAUGUUCCUGCGCAUCUUGGCCCUUCACCUGAGUCAGGAACAUGCCGGCGGCGCCCCCUGGAGACAGAUCAAGGGCAGACUCUACUCAAAGUUCCACCAGCGGCGGAUGACGGAGCUUUCUGAAACGGGCCUGCUGCACUUCCUGCUCCUCUUCCUGGUCCUGGCGCAGUGUGCGGAGCUCGAGGACGUGGCCAGCCGAGCGUGUGACUUGCUUGCCAUGCUGCCCGCUGACUCGACGCCCCCAGCCAUGCGCUCGCUGCACUGGAGAGGCCAGCUGGCUCUUGUGCUGCUGUAUUUGGAGAAAGGAUUAGAUGUUGGCGCGUUGGCGGAGCAGUUGGCCGCCUACUUCAGCCAAACGGCCCGCGAGUUCUACCUGAAGACCACCGAGCCUUCUCGCAAGCUAGCUCUCUGGGUACCACUUAGCUCGUACCUGGAGGGGGUGAGCGAGGUGUUUGAAACCAGCACUAGUCUUAUGCUUUCAGAGGAGAGGCUUUUAAACGAAGGCUUUGGACUGUUGCUGCCCGCCUGCCGCCAGUCUGAGCUCAGCUCUGCUUUGGGCUUUCUGCAGACCGUGUUGGCGCAGUUACGGAGAGUUCAACAGCGCUGCAACCAGCCGCCUCACACCACCGCAGACUCUCCCGGCUGGGCUCCGCUCCCCAGCGUGGCUAAAGAGCGUCACCAAGCGGUGGCGUCGACACUGUGGUCCCACUUCUUCCCCUUUCUGUGCAGCAUGAGGCUCUCCCAGACCCCCCCGUCACAGCUUGCGGACGCCGCAGCAGGCUUCACGCUAUUGGCAUUAGACAUGCCAGGCUCCGCCCCUCAAAAGCUCCAGCCCCACCCCAUCCAGUCCAUAAUGCAGAGCUUCGGCUGGGAUGAAAUGCUCCACCCCUUGCUGGUGACCCACUAUCUAAAUCACCUGCUUCAAAACGGAGAGCUUGUCAGUUGGGUCAGUUCCGGACCGGGCUCAGGCUCAGCUCAGGCUUUGUGUGUGCGUGCCUGGAUGCGCUGUGUUCUACAGCAGUACCUCCAUAAAAGCCAAGACGCCCCAGACUCAAGAGCAGGAAGAAAUCUGGACGAACAGCUGGCCGAGUUAACCAGACAGGUAUUCCGGCUUCCAGAAGUUGAAUCUGUGCUCCAGAAAGCGGGCCUGCAUUCGGCUGCUGUCAGAGAACCUAAACCCGCAUUAGCUUUGUUCAUCAAGGCUGUGGGCAGAUGGUACUGUGAGCUCCAGGUUCUCGCAGAGCGCUCUUCGAUGGUGUCUCGGGCCCUGGAGUAUGUUGGAGACAUUCUUAAAUACAUCAAGCCUUAUCUUCUGAACAAGAGCCGAGAGGGUCUACAGCUUUCCUAUUGGGCCGUCGGCUGCUUGGUCAAGCACUGGAGCCACCUUUUGGCCACCACUAAAGCUCAACAGCUGCUGUUCCGCAUUGUAGAUGUCAUGCUACUGCCCCACGCUCUCCUCCAACAGGACAGUGGUGCACACACUCAAAUGUUGUCGGCCCUCAAAGACAGUCUGCCUCUUUUCCUGCAGGGUUUGUCAGCGGCUGUGGGCGUGUCCCAGUCUCAGGGGGCGUACGUUAAGCAGCAACUGCACAGUGUAAUCAACCAAUAUCUGAGCCGCUUCCUCCCAGCCACACCCUCUAUUGGGGCGGUGGUCAAUCAUCCCGUACUGCUGGCGGCCUGCGAAUCAAACGUCACCCCUCAGGGGGAAAGACUGAGGAGAAGCAUUCUGCAAGUGCUGAGAGAUAACUUCCUCCAGUUUAAAGGUCACGCCCCUCCGCCUCGAUUGGCUGCCAUUUUGUCUUUCCUGUUGGAGCUCUUGAAAAGAAACAAUGACACAGACCCCUCCCUACUCGCUACACCCCUCCCUUUGGUUCUGCGCUGUCUGAUGCUGGUCAACGAACCACAGGUAAAGAGAUUGAGUACAGAGGUUACACAGCUUAUUGUGGAGAGAUGCACCGCUUCGGCAGGAGAGCAGCCGAGCGAACACACCAUUUCUAUACUACGGGCCUUUGUGGAAGAGAAUGAGGGUGUAUAUGACCAGCAAGUGUAUAAUGUUCUGGAGGUUGUGGCCGUUCUUCACCCCUCCACUGUGACGGCUCUUAUUCCCUUUCUGUCACUGAGCCUUAGAAAGACAGAGAGCAAGAGAGGUCUGGGAAAAAACUCCUCACUCAGGAAUGGCUAUAAGAAGCUGCUGGGUCUGCUUGGAGAAAGUGGCCAGGCUGAGAUGAUCAGUUUAGAGGAAGACUGACCUUGCAUCCAAUUCCAGCAUUAACUCUCAUACCUCCACUGUAAAUGAUGUACAUGAUGUGUAGAGUAGCCAGCGUAUCUUUGUAUUUUGUGCAAUAAACGUGUAACAUAUUAA
Messenger RNA from Triplophysa dalaica, 4113 nucleotides. It is a transcript of the gene mms22l, whose product is annotated as MMS22-like, DNA repair protein. Gene Ontology annotation, biological process: replication fork processing; double-strand break repair via homologous recombination. Gene Ontology annotation, cellular component: nuclear replication fork. The record is from RefSeq and is a predicted model, not a curated record. NCBI's taxonomy places the organism in Eukaryota, Metazoa, Chordata, Actinopteri, Cypriniformes, Nemacheilidae.